Danaus chrysippus (African queen) is the source of this 909-nucleotide messenger RNA. The record is from the annotation of a GenBank genome assembly. Lineage: Eukaryota; Metazoa; Arthropoda; Insecta; Lepidoptera; Nymphalidae.
AUGCUUCCCCGUUCAUAUUACACGGAACAAGAUAUAAGGAAGCGACAGAUUGAUACAUUAAAAAUAUUUAACGACAAUGUCACCGAGAUUGUAGAAAAUACGGAAUAUAAAGUCGAUUUUUCCGCUAACGGGCACAACUUGAAUCUUACAGUGCUUCUUAACCCUGAAUUUCCUAAUGAGAAGCCUAACAUAUUCGUUAGCCCUGUUUUUCCUCAUCCGUGGCUCGCAGAGAACUCAAACCAAGUGAUUGGUGCACCGGGAUUGGUAAAUUAUAGUCCACAUUCUGAUCUAGGGCGUGUUGUUCAAGUUAUUAUACGUGAAUUUCAGCGUUCAGCACCUAAUUUAUACGGUCACGAAGAUAAAUCCACAGAUACAAGCCCAAUGUCACACUACAGCAACCAAUCGAUGAUGUUUCCGGAGUUGAAUGAGCUUUCUAUUGAGGAAUUACAGGAGAUCAUUGAAAACCCUGAUUUACAGGAUAAAUUACUAGAGACCAAUCCACAGUUGAUUGAGCUAGAUCUUGAAACGGAAGAACUUAUGGCGAGCAUUGAACAAAUAGCUCAGGAUAAUAUAAAUAAACAACAGAUGCUCGACGAUUUAAAGACCCAGGUCCUCGAUCGUAUUUCAACCAUUGUGCAGAUGAAGAUGAGCUACGAGAGAUUGAAUCGUCAACACCAGAAGUUAUCCGAGAUUUAUGAUCCUCAUAGAAUACGUGAAUGUUUAAAAGAGGCGGCAUUGAAGGCCGAUGAGGAUGCCGAGGGGAUUGCGGAGCAGUUCUUAUUGGGUAAUAUACCGAUAGAAACUUUUAUAUCCCAGUUUGCGGAGAAACGAGCUUUGGGUCAAGCGAGACGAGCGAGGGAGGAAAGGCUAACACAUCAACUUGCACAAUUAGAUAAAGCUACAAUAUAA